Polyodon spathula (Mississippi paddlefish) is the source of this 4825-nucleotide messenger RNA. Its product is annotated as mitofusin-1-like. Gene Ontology annotation, cellular component: mitochondrial outer membrane. Bases 272 to 2491 code for a protein of 739 amino acids. The transcript has 18 exons. Lineage: Eukaryota; Metazoa; Chordata; Actinopteri; Acipenseriformes; Polyodontidae. The record is from RefSeq and is a predicted model, not a curated record. Gene Ontology annotation, molecular function: GTP binding; GTPase activity. Gene Ontology annotation, biological process: mitochondrion localization; mitochondrial fusion.
UAAAUAAAUAAAUAAAUAAAUAAUAAAAUGCGUGUUUCCCCCCGGAUUGACGGGCAGAUUUCAUGAUCACGUGACACUAGCCGGUCUCUGACCUACAGUAACUCCAACCCCUUUUGUAUUUUGUGUAGUGCUAGUUGAUUCAGAAAGAGGACCGGGAAAUAACUUGAAACCUUAUUGACAUUGUAUUAUUAAACACACGUUUAUUUGACACUACACACACAUUGUGAAAUUGUAAAUAGUCGCCAGGGAAACCCAAGACGAGUAAGACACCAUGGCAGAGUCAGACAGGUCACCGCUGAAGCGCUUUGUGGUGGCUAAGAAAAAAAUCUCCACUAUCUUUGAACAGCUUUUGGAAUACAUCAGUGAAGGAGCAGAUUUUGUAGAAGGAACAUAUAGGAAUACAGAGCUUGAGCAGAUAGCCACAGAGCAGCAAGCGUUGGUGAUACGUGAAUAUACAAAGAAACUGGCAGUGAUCAGUGAAGUUCUGGCACGAAACCACAUGAAAGUGGCGUUUUUUGGCAGGACUAGUAAUGGUAAGAGUUCAGUUGUCAACGCCAUGCUGUGGGAUAGGGUGCUGCCCAGUGGGAUUGGACACACCACAAACUGCUUCCUCAGCGUGGAGGGGACAGAUGGUGACAAGGCCUACCUCAUGACGGAAGGGUCAGACGAGAAGAAAAGUGUAAAGACAGUAAACCAGCUUGCCCAUGCACUCCAUAUGGAUGAAGACCUAGAUGCUGGCUGCCUAGUGAGGGUUUUCUGGCCCAAGACUAAGUGUGCUCUCCUGAGGGAUGACCUGGUGCUAGUGGACAGUCCUGGAACUGAUGUUACAACUGAGCUGGAUAGCUGGAUUGAUAAGUUCUGUCAGGAUGCGGAUGUCUUUGUGCUGGUAGCUAACUCUGAAUCCACUCUGAUGAAUACUGAGAAGCAUUUUUUCCACAAAGUAAAUGAACGUCUUUCAAAGCCAAAUAUCUUUAUUUUGAACAAUCGUUGGGAUGCAUCUGCCUCGGAACCCGAAUACAUGGAGGAUGUGCGCAAGCAGCACACAGACCGCUGUAUCAGUUUUCUUGUGGACGAGCUCAAAGUGGUGGAACGUGAACAGGCCCUGGAUCGGAUCUUCUUUGUGUCCGCUAAGGAAGUGCUGAAUGCCAGGAUGCAAAGAGCUCAGGGAAUGCCAGAAGCAGGUGGUGCAUUAACUGAAGGAUUUGAGGCAAGAUUACAAGAGUUCCAGUGUUUUGAGAGAACCUUUGAGGAGUGUAUCUCGCAGUCAGCAGUGAAAACAAAGUUUGAGCAGCACACAAUCAGAGCUAAACAGAUCACUGAGACAGUGAAAAGAAUCAUGGAUGACCUCAAUAUCCAAGCAGCUGAUAAAAGGAUCAAUUCGCUGAAGGAGAGAGAUGACAAGAUGGAUCAGUCAGACUAUGUACGCUCUCAGCUUGGUCUACUGACUGAGGACAUUAAGGGGAAAAUCAUGGCUGUUACUAAAGAAGUAGAACAAAAGGUUUCCAAUGCGAUGACAGAUGAGAUUUGCCGCCUUUCUGGGCUGGUUGAUGAAUUCUAUUUAGAUUUUCAUCCCUCACCACAAGUGCUGGAACGGUACAAAAAUGCACUGCACAAGCACAUAGAGGAAGGCAUGGGGAGAAACUUGGCUGACCGCUGCUCCAAUGCAAUUAAUGCAUCUGUUCAAAAUUCCCAACGAAACAUGAUAGAAAACUUGAAGCCUCUGCUGCCCUCUAGUGUCCAGUGUCAACUGCACAUGCUGAUCCCAUGCAGGAAGUUUGACCUGAGCUAUGAUCUAAACUUCUCCACACUCUGCACUGAUUUCCAAGAGAACAUUGAAUUCCGGUUCUCCCUCGGCUGGACUUCAUUAGUAAACCGCUUCUUGGGUCCGAAGAAUGCACAUCGAGCCCUGCUGUUGAUGGAGUCAAGUACACAGAUUCCUCGGCCUUUAGCAACAAGCUCUUCUGCACCCAACAUUCAUGCCUUAACUCAGGAAAACUUGUCCAAGGAAGACCUUAUGUUUUCCAUAGGGACGGGCUUGGCCUCUCUCACGUCAAAGUCAUCCAUGACUGUAGUCAUUGUCGCUGGUGUGGUCUGGAGGACGAUAGGCUGGAGACUGAUUGCUGCUUCCUUCAGUUUGUAUGGGCUUUUGUAUCUGUAUGAAAAGCUAACAUGGACAACCAGAGCCAAGGAGAGGGCAUUUAAACAGCAGUUUGUAGACUAUGCAACAAAAAAACUCCAGAUGGUAGUUCGCUUUACCAGUGCAAACUGUAGUCACCAAGUUCAACAGGAGAUGACGACUACCUUUGCACGGCUGUGCCAACAAGUGGACCUCACUCAGAAAAACCUGUCUGAAGAAAUCAAUAGGCUCACUAUGAAGAUCGAUCAGCUGGAUGAAGUUCAACGUCAUUCCAAGACUCUUAGACAUAAAGCGACCGGACUUGAGACAGAACUGGACAGUUUUAUAAAACAAUAUUUGCAGCCACAGCAGUGAAGAUUUUCUGCCUUCACUGAACAUCUUAUUUAUUCUGCAAAACCUUUAUUCAGCGAGCCAAAGAUGCAGGGUUAUAUCUAGGGCACUAUUACAAUAUUCAAAAUAAUGAUUCACUUCAUAAUUAUUUUUAAAUAAGAUCUAUACAUUUUGAUGAAUACCUUUAAUAAUUUCUUAAUUUGUAUCCGUUUAAAUAUAAAAUGUUUUGUGUUCCUCCAUUUUCAGAAGUUGUUACUUUUAAGAAAAUGGUCACCUCUUUUCCUAUGACUUUUUACAGUAGUUACAACUUUAUCAAGAAUUCCAAGUGUUUUGUUCACUUAAAGUAUGACGCUUAAGUAAUAAUUUAAGUGAUAUUGUGAAGCCAUGAAGGAUGGGAAAUCGCUGCCUCGUUUAUUUUUUUCCCUUAGCUGAAUAUAGAUUUAAUGUGUCACAUAAUACAGGGAGAUGGAUUAUUAUAUGGAUUCUUAGUUCUAGUAAGAUCUCUACUUCCUGCACGGUCAACAUUUUCUUUUUGAUUUUAUCUUAAACAUUUUUACCUUUAAAAUAGAAAAGCUUAAUAAAAUGUCCAGUUACCUAAUUUAAACUGAAAGUUUUUCAAAUUCAAUCAGUUAAAACAGGUGUAAGUGAAGGUUUUGUAUAAGAAAAAAUAAAUAAUUAUUGAAGAUGAAUUGUGAAGACUAGUUGGUAAUUACACAACCUGGGUUUUGUGAUUUAGACUGCAGUGUGGAGAGUGGAUAAUAAUACUGAGAGACAUUUGUCCCCAGUAUUUGUAUAUAAACAUUUGAUCAAAAUAACAAUGUUCACAUUUGUUAUUUACUGUUUUGUACAGAUUUGACUUUGGGAGUUCAUUCUAAUGUCAUAUAGUUGAAAAGUUGUGUUUUUUUUUUUUUUUUUUUUUUUUUUUUGUUCCCACUUCAGUAUUUUCUUGCCAUUCAUCUACUUAUGAGUGUUUGGGAGCAUAAGGAUUACUCUGAAUUUCAGAUUCUUUAUUCCUGUACAAUAAACUUUGAUAACUUCUGUAAUAAAGAAAAGUGUGUAUAUCAGAACCACAUUAAUUUCCAAGAAGCAGUUUUAAUAAAUGUAUUCACAUGUGUAUCUUUUUGUAAAUCACAAGGUUAGAAAAGCUCUGGUGAGACAAAUGAUUUUAUUUGGAAGAGUGUAGACUUGUAGUCUCACCACAGCAAAUACACUGAACACAACAGCCUUGGUUAAAAGCUUUUUUUUUUCCUUUUUUUUUUAUUGGUUACAAUAUCAAUUCAUGGCAACAUAUCAGUUUCACCGAGCCACUGUACAAAUACAAAGAAAAAAAUAUCUGGUGUGAAAAGACAGACUAUUAACAAAAAGUUCUCAUAGCAAGUGAUUAUAAUAAAUUUCACACAAUAGCACUGCAAGAGAAAACACAUGGCACAAAGUCCCUGGUUUUGACUGGCUCAAGAACUUAAAAAACAAACUUAAGACAUUUUGUUGGAAUACAUAGAGAGAGCCAAAAGGCAGUGCAUUGCUACUAAAUCAGUAACUGUUGUGGUAACAGAACAGGAAUAAUGGAAAGCUGAGCCGGGACAUUGAGGAGCUCCCUCAAAGUGUUUCCAUAGCACUCCAAAAUGUCCUCUUCCUCAUGGUACAAGCUAGAUUUUCCCAAUACUUAGACACCAAAAUCAGGGAUACAAAACAGUGAGGCAAGUGACACCACCUUUUGUCUAAGGAAGGAAGCCUUUGUUUUGAAUACAAAAGUAGCAUUGUAAAUAUUACCCAUGGUGGCAUAUUAUUCCUCCUAAACAGAAUAUAUGAUCAUGGAUAACAUGUACAAUCUGGAGAAAGUGGGGCGAUGAGAUGGUAAUUAAAAUGGUGGAAUAAUGUUGCUUUUCAAAUUUUGAGAGCCUAAGUCCCAGCUCCAACAAAAAGCUCUGUGUACUGUACAGGCACAUUUAAUGUGAUAUCUUUAAUGUUAACUGUUAAUACUGUUGCAUUUUUACACAGAACACUGCAGCAAUUGCCUGCCUGUUAUUUUUACAAUACAAGACACAUCCCUUUUCUAGAAAGAUCACGGCAUUUCCAUAGUGGCUCAUUUUCAGGGAGAAAACUUUUAAAAGCAUCUACAGAGUUUGCUUUUUUUGACACAGGAAGAUACUUAAACAGGUAUUGUAUUAGGAAUAAAACAUUGCAAAGCCUCAUUGUUUGUGAUUAUUAGGGUUAUUGUCAUCUCUGAGUAAAGAAAAAAAAAAUCUUUGAAAACUGCAAAGAUGCUGAUUUAUGCAACAAGGUAUGGGAUCUAGUUAUUUGUAAAACAAGGUCAACCGAGUUAAAGGCUAAGUUUGCAUGUACAUUUUUUUUUUUUUU